AUAUACAUUGAACAUCAUUAAAUCUUUCUGAAAUGAAGAUUUUUUUUUAAAGCUGUAUCGCCUUAAAUAUCUGUAAUCCAUUUUAUGAGACAUUUGCUAAACUCUGAUGUCGUUCGUGUGAAUUGUUUUGAUUGAGUUGGUGAUUGUCGUUCAUUGAGGCUCGGGUAUUUGGAGGGAAUCCCGUUUUCUUCUCCAAUUCUCCAAUCGACGGAUCGCUGUCAUCUCGGCCUUCAUCGGGCUGGUAAUCCCCUGGACCACGUCCCAAGCCACACUUCCUUAUCAGUGCUUCUCCUUCCUCUUAUUGGCUCUUCAGCAGCCUAUCAGCCUGCAGCGAGGCUCAGAUGCGGAGAAGGUGCUGUAGAACAUUAAACUCCCAACCUCCACGACCACAGAGGAAGUCUGAAACAGGAAGUCGUGGGUUCAAAGUUGUCACUUUCACUAGUCCAGUUUUUUCUUUUCAGAAUAAGGUGGCUGGUUCAUUUUACACGUGGCAGGAGAUAUCAAAACCCUUUUGCUUUCACUUGCUGUUUCUCAUCCUUGAGCUCAUAUAAAGCUCUAUUACAUGAUUAAUUGAGUUUCUCCCUGAUCGGACGUCACAUGUUCUAGAUUCCCAGUGUCCCACAGUCUAAUACGUCUUUGUUUUGUAGAUCUGCGUGGCUUGGCAGCGGUUCUUCGUGGCAUGACGACCACUAACAAAGGAAACAAGGCCUUGAAGGUGAAGAGGGAGCCCGGUGAGAACGGGACGAGCUUGACGGACGAUGAGCUGGUGUCCAUGUCGGUCCGCGAGCUCAACCAGCACCUGCGCGGCCUGACCAAAGAAGAGAUCCUUCAGCUGAAGCAGCGCCGGCGGACACUGAAGAACCGGGGCUACGCCGCCAGCUGCCGCGUCAAGCGUGUCACGCAGAAGGAGGAGCUUGAGAAGCAGAAGGCGGAGCUUCAGCAGGAAGUGGAGAAGCUGGCUACAGAGAACGCCAGCAUGAAAGUAGAGCUGGACGCACUGCGCUCCAAAUACGAGGCUCUGCAGAGCUUCGCCAGAACUGUGGCCCGAGGGCCCGUGGCCCCGGUUUGUAACCCCCGCGGGCCCUUGUCCUCCGUCAUUGGGCCUCUCAUUCCUGGGAAGGUUGGAGCCACUAGUGUUAUCACGAUAGUUAAAUCGAAAACCGACGCAAGGUCUUAGUAGCGCACAGAGAGCAAGGGUUGGUCAGUGCAUGAGGGUUUAGGUGCGGGAUGCUUGUUUCACAGCAGACUGAUGGAAAACCCCUUCGGUACUCUCUAAUGUGGGCUUCUUCUGGGUUACGAAAGAAGGAAAGCACAUCUAGGACGGUCAAUCCACUUGGGCUUCCAAAAAGAUCUCCAAAUUCCGAAUCGAAAACCAUGCAGCCAAAUUUUCCUGGUGGAUGUGUGUUGUAUUGCUGUGAGAUUUGUAAUUUUGUAAAAAUAUUGGCGACUUUGUAUCGUGCGUUUCACAUGGGGUCCAAGUGUUUCCUUUGUCAUUGUAAUAUUGUACUUUUUAUACAGUGUUUGUGUUGAUUUUCUCUUCGUAUGUGCUGUUAUGCGCCAUUUUUCCGUCCUUUUGGUUUUACGGACUGCAGGCACAAAACACUUUAAACCGUUCAGACUUCCAAACUCUUCCGCCGUCUGAAGGAAAAGCUUUCUGAGGUAGGAGAGUAUCAGUCAAUGAGAAGCUCCCUUUACCUGAGCCUCAUUAUGCACUGACCAAUCGCUGACGAGCAGGAGGAGAGGAGGCGGAGUCAAAUCAGCUGAUGUUGUUCAUAUGGUAGCUAUCAGAAUAUCUGCCACCAGUUUAUGUGCUCCAGUCGUCCCGUUCAGGACAGGAGAUCGUUUUAUUGGCAACGCAAUAACAGGUUUAUGUUAUGCGAUGUAUUAUGUUGUUUAUUUCACGCUGAAGUUGAUCAUGUCUGUUGUUAUCUGUAAAUCCAGAGAGAUUAAACUUUUUGUGUUCUGUGCCAGACUAAAAACAAGAGAAAAACCCACAAGUUUCUGUUUUUGAGGGAUGGACUGUUGGGUGACAUAAACUGGUGAAUCCCACAAGCUUUGCCAUAACUUUGUUGCUGUGACAUUGCGUAACGUAUUCUAUGAAUCUUUGUCUAUAUGGUGGAGUCUUGAAUUUUAUAUACAUAUAUAUAUAAAAAAAUGACAGAGUACCUUGCAUUAUUUAUAAAACAUUUAAAAAAGAAAUAUAAAGUUGUUUGAUUGCUCUCUUUUUUGCAAUUGUACCAAAAGUGGCUUAACUAUUGAAGUCAAUAGCUUUUUCUAGUGGCUAGGCGCGUCAAACUGUGGACUAGCGCGUGUGGUGUGAUUUGUACUGGUGAGGUGGCGAUGUGUUGUUUACAACGUGGAUGUGAUGCUCUUAUCUUCUGAUUUCAGUCGAAUGCGUGCGAUGAGCGCCGCUUACCCAGAAUCCCCUCUGAGCGUUUGUGCGCUCCAUGUUUAAGUGGACGGGACACGAACGCAGGGAUCUCUGGGACGCGGCCACAUCACCUGCGUUUGAGUCCUUUUAUGUGACGUGUGAUUUUUAUAUAUUUUUGGUGUAAAAUGUUUCUAUGGUAUAUUAUAUUUGUAGGUGUUUUUUUCUUCUUUUUUCGGGUUGUUUUCUUUAAAUGCCAGGGAAG
Molecule: messenger RNA, 2633 nt
Organism: Carassius carassius (crucian carp)
Lineage: Eukaryota; Metazoa; Chordata; Actinopteri; Cypriniformes; Cyprinidae
Product: transcription factor MafG-like
Exons: 2
Coding region: 680-1177 (165 amino acids)
Biological process (GO): regulation of transcription by RNA polymerase II; regulation of epidermal cell differentiation
Cellular component (GO): nucleus
Molecular function (GO): DNA-binding transcription factor activity, RNA polymerase II-specific; RNA polymerase II cis-regulatory region sequence-specific DNA binding
Source: RefSeq, a predicted model, not a curated record